Molecule: messenger RNA, 1843 nt
Organism: Wyeomyia smithii (pitcher-plant mosquito)
Lineage: Eukaryota; Metazoa; Arthropoda; Insecta; Diptera; Culicidae
Product: probable methyltransferase-like protein 25
Exons: 2
Coding region: 3-1454 (483 amino acids)
Source: RefSeq, a predicted model, not a curated record
CAAUGGAUGUAGUCAAACAGAAUUUGGAAAGAUUAGUUGACUUAAUUAAACCUCAGAUGUCGUUCCUCAAUUGUCAUAUGGUUGAUUAUUUAGUAAAUGACCACUGGAAUACAUACGUUCCAGCAGAAAUCAGGUGUGAACUGAAAACCAGAGAAGAUUUUAGAAAUGCUAAAGAGCUGUUUUGGGGUCAGUUCGAAAAGAGUAAUCAAUUUGCUCCAGGAUUUCCUUCCCUAGCUAAACACAUCGAAAUGAGUAAAGAAUACCGAUUGGAUGCGCUUUCUAAUGUGCUUAUGACCACGGAGCAGCUGAAGUUUGCAUUUGAUUCGUGCUUGAAACAUACCCGUCUAAACAUGCCUGAAUUGAUGAGCCCGAAAAAGUGCCAUGAAGUCGAAAUUGCUUCCGCCGUUGUAGCAUCGCUUUGUACGGUGAUUGCCAGUAGAACGGGCUUGGCUAGCAUGGAACAGAUAGCUGUCAUUGAUGCUGGAGACGGAAAAGGGUACCUUUCUUCGAGAGUCGCAUUGGAACAUGACAUCAAGGUUUUGGGAAUUGACGCGAACGAAGGACACACUGCUAGUGCCGAACAACGACGGGAUCGAUUAAAGAAAAAAGUUCGAGGAGCCAUCCGAAGAUCUAACCUAGCCGAUGAUGAAUAUUUCGGAACUAUGGCGCUGGGUUCAGAAAAUCAACUACAGUCCAAUUACAAAACCACGACCAAAUUGAUCGAUUUCGAAACCGAUCUGAUCGAGCUAGUGCAGGACCAGUUUCCCAAAUCGAAGCCAAGUCACUUCUGUCUCGCAGGGCUUCAUACUUGCGGUAAUCUAGGACCAAACUGUCUACGGUUAUUUCACCAGAACCGACACAUACGAGCUCUGUGCAACGUUGGUUGUUGUUACCAUUUGCUUGUUGAAGAGUUUGUUGUCGAUAAAUUCUACAAUCCGGACAAAUUCAAAGAUAAUCCUGGUUUUGGUUUUCCGAUGAGCCAGUACCUGCGUGAGAAGCAUUUCUUUCUAGGGAGAAAUGUUCGUAAUAUGGCUGGUGAAUCGAUAGAGCGUUCGGCUGCCAAUCGAGAGGAUCCUAGUGAUAAACUUGGCUACCGGGCGAUGCUACAAUUGGUGCUGAAAAAGCUGCAUGCAGAUGAAAACAGCCAGGUGGGGAAAAUGAAAUGCUCAGGGUUUGUGGAUUAUGCUAGAAAAUCAUUCAAACGGUUGAAGGUGGAUGAUUCUGGUGUAACGGAUGCUGAGCUAAGUGAUAUGGAGGACAAGUUUAGUUUGGAACUGGAACAGCUUAAGGUAUUUUAUUUGUACCGAAUGACCUUCGCUCCGAUUGUCGAAAGUGUUAUUCUUCUGGAUCGUUUGUUAUUUCUGAAGGAAUGUGGUUACGAUAAUAGUUUCCUGGUGAAUAUAUUCGACCCUGUAGUGUCACCACGUCGAUUCGCCAUCCUAGCAUUUAAAUGAGUGCUUACGAUUAAUACCUACAAAUGUUAGUGAUGAAUAAAAGUUCGAAUCCAACAAAAAAUAUAUAAAUUACAGUUCAUCAACCACCAAAUUCGCGUAAAGUCCUUCAUUAGAUUGCAGUGUGAAAGCAUUUUUCCUAUAGGUUAACACCUCUGGUGUCAAUAGUGACCGUUCUAUUCUGUACCGAGUUAGCAGCCUUACAAUGGCGACCUUAACCUGCAGCGUGCCGAAAUGUGAGCCCAAGCAUGUUCGCGGUCCAACACCAAAUGGCAUAUAGCUGCAUGGCACGAUAUUCUCUAAAUUCUCCUUCGCGAAACGAUCUGGAUUGAAACGAAGAGGAUCGGGAAAAUACUACGAAAGAUUGAAAAUAUAAUUCUCUGAAAAUGAAA